This is a messenger RNA of Pyricularia oryzae 70-15, 3377 nucleotides long. RefSeq lists its product as uncharacterized. The coding region runs from base 1381 to 2820 and encodes 479 amino acids. The record is from RefSeq and is a predicted model, not a curated record. NCBI's taxonomy places the organism in Eukaryota, Fungi, Ascomycota, Sordariomycetes, Magnaporthales, Pyriculariaceae. The transcript is spliced from 3 exons.
CUGACUUGACAGUGGAGGCAAAGUUACCUAGCCGACUCGCGCUGAUUCCAACAACGAACGCCAUUGACCCCUCGACUUUGCUGUUUCUCAAUGACCUCGACCUUGUCUUGCGCUGAACUCCAUCAGGCCAGAUAGCCGGGCCGGACGGCGGGCUUGGGCUUUUUUAUAUUUAUUUAUUAUUAUCGUUUGUUUUGGCUUUUUUCUUGUUUCUGUCUUCUUUCUUUUUGGUUUCUACUUUGUUUGGGGACCUUCAUAUUCAGCACUUGGGUCAAGAUACUGUGGCUCGGGCCUUAGUUAUAAUCCCUGGGAUGUCCCUCCUCGUCGAGAUUGAAACGUGCUUGAAAUAACAAGGCGCACCCACUUCUCCACUCCUGUCGUUUACCGCCGCACAAUUCUUGUUUCUUUCUUAGCUCUCAUUCUGUUAUUAUUUGUUUCUUUUCUUAUUUCUCUUUUUUUUUCUAGUUUAUUUAUUUGUUUUAUUUUUUUUUCUUUACUUUUGCUUAUUCAUUCUCCGUCUUGGUUUUUGUUUCUUGCUCUUGUGCUGUCUGGGACUUUGCGAGCCAAACAGAGCAACAAGGAAUAGGGUUUUUUUUUUGCUUCUUUAUUCACCCUUUCGGAUUGGAGCAGCAUCCGGAGGAGUAGCAGCAAAUCAACGAAACCGUAAGGCUCGUCUCAAAACAAGGCCAAAAGGGGAGCCGUCUCCGAAAAUAUCAGUCACUCGGUCAGGUUCAUUCGGCCGGGACAUUUUGAUUGAUCGAUCUUUGCUCCCGCACAACCAACCAACCUCCCAGUCUGGGGUUGUCCCUGGGGAGCUGGAUUCAAAGAAAAUCAGGAAGAAAAAAGAAGAAUAAGGAAACAAACACACCAUCGGCCGGACGAUACCACCGCCCUCAAACCUCCAUACAACCUCAACCUCAACCGUCUCUAUCCGUGCGAAAGAGUUCGAUUUCUGUACCGGUUGUCGCUUCUGGUUUUCUGCUUGUGUGUGCACCGCCGGCAAAAGUCGAAACAGGGUUCCUGCCAGGAAUCAGGAACGUAUGCCUGUGAGCCUAUGAUGAAUGGCACUGCAUUUACACACCUGGGUACCUAUCUAGCACUACGCCUUCAAGUCGCCCUGAACUAGGUGGGCAAUGGUUGGUCCAACGGGAGACUUUUCACACCCCGCCUGUUUUCAUCGCAUCUACCUCGAAGAACCCGAGCUGGCCGCCACCACCAGCUCUGCCGGACUGAAAAAAGCCAGCGCAUCACGGCUACCAGUCCGUCCAUGACCUCCCAACGCCGCCAAGCACAUCUCGACCCUCGCCUCCCUUGGUAUAUCAAGAAGAUCGUCUGCCGCGGCUCACCUCGAUACACCAACCCUCUAGCCCCUCCCGUCAGCCCAUGUCGGGACAUCAUCGUGGCUUGCCUCCUCCGGCGGCCAUGACGCUUGCCCAGCCGCCACCUACACAGAGUACUGUUGCACCUCAACCUCCGCCGCCGGCCGGCCCCCAGCUUGGCCAGCCUACCGCUCUUCAGCCCCAACCACACUCGCAGACUCAGCCGUUGGGGCAACUGCCUGCUCCUCCACAAUGGCAGCAAGGCCCGGACGAGUCCAUGAGAGCCUGGCUGCAGGCCAAGACAGAGGAGGAGAAAACAAAGCAGGAAGAGGAGAGAACGCGCCAGGAAACCCUACGGUUAGAGCAAAGGAGGACGGAACAUGAGAUCCUGAGGACUUCUCUGCAAGGAGGAAUUCCUCCUCCAAUGGUUCCAGUAGUAUUUGCAGGGAUGGGCGGCAGCACAUUGCCCCAAGCCGCUCUCGAAUGGGCCCAACAGUACAUGUACUCCCAAAUGCAGGGGCAGGCACAACCACACCAGCCUCAACUGCUAUCAUCCACAUCUGGUCCUGUCUCACCAGAGCACAGACGAGACUCACAGCCACAAGCCUUCGUCGUCUAUCAACCCCAGACAGGCGUACCCCCGACCCCAGGCUCAGCACCAGGGUUCCAAAGCGCAUACUCGGGCCAAGCACCAGGGUCGCCGCACAGGCCACGACACUAUAGCCUACCAGGAGGUCGUGCGCCAGCAUCAGGCAGUGGAGGCCUGCCCAACAUCAACACAAGUAUCCAAGGGGGUUCCAGCGCACCUCACAGCUCCCUCCCCAGCGGAGCGGCGGUUCAGUCUCAAGCCCAGGCGGGUCAUUCUCAGGCCUCUCCAGCUGUUACAUUUCAUCACUGGGAACCACCAACAAGCCACGCAUCUGGUAGCGGCUCCAAACAGCCUGCGACGCCCUCCGAAAGAUUUUCAUUAGUAGGAGAAUCGCCACGGAAGCGAAAAGCAACCGGGCCUCAGCCAGCCGCACCGCCGCCUGGCACGCAACCAAGAAUCCCAUCGCCGCCAUCGUUUCAACACGGCCCGCCAAGUUCGAGUUUGGCGAAUCCACCUCCAGGCCGACGCCGAGGCCCAGGGCAUGUCAGACAAAGAAGUGACAUAUCUCUGUACAGACGAGUCGGAAACGGGGGCGGGAGACAAGACCAGCUAGGGGGCGGUUACCGCUCCAAUUCGCCUGCUUACUCUUCAGCGCCCGCCACGGCGAGGGAAGUUAGUUUACCCGGUGACUUGUCACGACAGCAGCAGCAACACCAGCAUCAAUACCAUCAAGAGCAACAGCAACAGCAAGCGCCCUCGCAACCUCGCAACGCGCCUCACUCGGUCUCAUCUUUACUUUCAGAAGAGCCUUCGCCGAGAAACGUACAAUACCACCAAUCUUCCGCUCCAGAAAUAGAGAGGAGUUCGCCAACUGCAGAUUAUCCUGGAUCCAUGCGACAACGAGAAAACGAAUGAAUGUGAAAACUUCUUGUGCACAACCAUCAAGACGAAGACGUGGAUCUUGUCUUGAAGCUUCCCCGAGCAACUGGCCUGAAAGACGCGAAGCCGAGAAAGACCUUGGAAAGGAGAAAGUCAGGAGGGCAUCACAAAUUGCUAAUUCGAGCAGGCAGUUGCACAUGUGGACCAGCCACGCCAGUUCUUAUAGUCCUCGACAUACCACAAUGCGGUAUCUGGAGCUUUUCUUCUUCUUUUUCUUUGAUGAUUCGUCAGGUUUGCGGCGGACAGUGCAAGUCCAUACGCCUUGUUUUUUUCUUGGCUUCCGCCUUAGACGAUCAAGACGGCGGCUACAUGAUGCUAGCUUUGGCCAAAGUCAGACGGGGAAAACAAAGAAAGAAAAGUACGAUCUCACAAGCAGGAAUCUCUCGAGAAACCUAGAUUAAAACUGUAACAUCACCUGUCUCAAAAUAACUGCAUCUAAUCAUAUUCAUAUAUGUAAAAUAUCUUGUUUUUCAUGCUCAAGAUCGUCAUCACGACAGACAGAUAACGGCCAACAAGAUCCAAUGUUUCUUUUU